UGAUGUCGCCAAUAGGACGCGAUCAUCCGAGUAGCACCAUCGAAGAAGAAAAAGGCGGAAGUUAGCGUCACGUCGCUAAGCAACUAGCUUGCUGCUGGGCAGUAGGAGCGGCGCUCCAGGAUGGAACAGAAGGAGCCAGAGCCCCCCAACAUCAAAGUGGAAGAGGAAGAGCUCUGCGUGUCUAGCAGUCGCGAGGCCGAGCGAGAAGAGGAGCGGGUCGCCAAGUUCCAAGUGAUGCGCGUCAUUGUGAAGAGCGAAGUCGACGAUAAAACUCAGACUCGGUUGGCCGACGGAACCCGACCUCACCAGCGUUCACCUCCGGUCAAGCGCUCUCGACUUCCUUCGGACCACCCCUACCCAAAGGCCACGGCCGACCUAAUGGCAGCCGCCGGCGCUCUAUCGGGUUUAAACUGCACCCGACAUGAGCGACUCCCGAGCGGGAAAACUUUCGUCUGCUCGUUUUGCUGCAAAACCUUCAACCAACGGGUCCAUUUAUCCCGCCACUUGAGCGUCCACACAGGGGACAAACCCUUUCACUGCACCAUUUGCAGCAAAAUGUUCGCCACCAGGGACCGAUUGCACUCCCACAUGAGGAUCCACACGGGAGAAAAACCUUUCAGCUGCUCCGUUUGCGGCAAGCGAUUUUUCCACCGCUCGCAUUUAGUCAAACACUCCCAAAUUCACACGGGCGUCAAGCCGUUCCCCUGCCUUUUUUGCGGCAAGCGCUUUUACUCCAACGGUGAUCUGAUCAAACACACGCGGACGCACACGGGGGAAAAACCCUUCACCUGUUCUAUUUGCAACACUAGCUUCAGCGACAGCUCCACGCUGGGCAAGCACAAGCGCCGCCACACGGGAGAGAAACCCUUCAACUGCAGUGUGUGUGAUAAGCGCUUUCCCUUCAAGUUCCAGGUGAAAAAGCACAAGUGUGUUGGUGAGAACAGCACCACUAAGUGAACUUAAUAGAACUAUUUCACUAAUAUUCUUCCUUGUUGGUAGAGGUGCACGAUAAUUAUCGGUCUGAUAUUAGGAAUUAUGACGUCAUCACAAUAAAUCCAAUAACAUUAUUAAGAGAACCGGUAAUAUAUAAUUUUUUUGGCAUGGUGUCGGUGGAUUUGGAUGUGUGCGUUUGAGUUGUUUAAUGGACCAAGACCACAAAAGUCCUCUCGCACCAAAUAUUUUAUCUGCUGACAAAGCACAAUACGUGUUGGGUUUAUGUUUGUUUUAGUUCAGUGCUCAUUGUUCAGGGGAACACAUCGUCAAUGAUACUGACUAAUUGGUUGUGAUUUACUCAAAAUUUAUUUAUUUAAAAAAAUAAAUAUGGGCACUUAAUUUGAAGUCAAAACUGUUCUUGUCUUUGUUUUGUUUAUUAUAAUAAUGUUCAUGUCAUCAUGAAAAUUCUGGUUCGGUCAAAGGCAAGUCUAUGCUGAAUCCACCACAAGUAUUUUUGGCCUACACGUGUUCAAAAAACCAUGUGAAUAUACAUUUAAAAAUUAUAUAUAUAUUAUCGGUAGAGAUCACGUCAUUUUCAAAGUAUUGGAAUCGGCAAAAAAAUAUCGGACAUGCCUUUUUUUAAUAUAUGUAUAUAUAUAUAUAUAUUUAUUAAUUAAAUCGUUUUCUAAUUGUAUUUAACGUUACAGACAUAAUA
This is a messenger RNA of Corythoichthys intestinalis (scribbled pipefish), 1648 nucleotides long. Its product is annotated as gastrula zinc finger protein XlCGF71.1-like. Gene Ontology annotation, cellular component: nucleoplasm. Lineage: Eukaryota; Metazoa; Chordata; Actinopteri; Syngnathiformes; Syngnathidae. The record is from RefSeq and is a predicted model, not a curated record. Gene Ontology annotation, molecular function: DNA-binding transcription repressor activity, RNA polymerase II-specific; RNA polymerase II cis-regulatory region sequence-specific DNA binding. Bases 121 to 957 code for a protein of 278 amino acids. Gene Ontology annotation, biological process: regulation of transcription by RNA polymerase II. The transcript is spliced from 2 exons.